Molecule: messenger RNA, 1997 nt
Organism: Saccostrea echinata
Lineage: Eukaryota; Metazoa; Mollusca; Bivalvia; Ostreida; Ostreidae
Product: methylthioribose kinase-like
Source: RefSeq, a predicted model, not a curated record
CUAUUUGAGGAAUCAGGACAAAUUUACAAAGAAGGAAAUACAAAACCCAUUACUGUACUUUCGUAAAGGAUGGCAACCUGGGAUAAAGAUCAGGCGAUGUUUAUUGGCCUGCUGGACAAAUAUUCACAGCUUGACCAACUUAAGUCUUUUAGUGGCCCAGAUACCAUUGAAUUGACCUCAGCUGGUGAUGGGAAUCUGAAUGACGUAAUUAGAGCAAAAAAAUCUGGACAGAGUAUCAUUUUUAAACGGGCACCUCCCUAUAUUAAGUGUUUAGGUCCUGAGUACCCGCUAGAGCCGUCUAGAGGUCAGACAGAAUAUGACGCCCUGUGUGUGUUCUCAGAGCUCGCAUUAGCUAGUGUACCACGACCGUACUUUUAUGAUCACGAGUCUAGAACAAUCUGUAUGGAAGAUUUAGUGACAUAUAAAGAUUUCCGUAAACAACUCAUUAGCGGAAUUUGUUGUAUGGAGGCAGUAGAGAAAUUAGCAAGAGACAUUGGAAAAGUUCACAAUCAAACCCAUGUCGCCAAAAUUAGCGAGAGGAGCUUUAGUGAAUAUAAAAGCAAAUUUCAAGAUACUGAACUAGUCAAACUUACUGAACAAUACAUCUUCACGAAACCCUUUGACAAGUUUGAUAGCACAAACAAACUCUCAGAUGACAUCACUUCAAGUCUUUCACAACUAUACGAUAAUCCUAGAGUCUUAGAUGUAGCAAACGAUAUGAAGCAUAUUUUCUUGACGAAGAAAGAAUGCCUUGUACACGGUGAUCUACAUACGGGUUCUGUCAUGGUGAAUGGUGCUGAUACGAAAAUUAUUGACUUGGAAUUUGCAUACAUUGGACCUGCAGCUCUUGACAUUGGGCUUCUUCUUGCCAAUUACAUUUUUUCAUAUUAUGGCCACAUGUCAAUACCAGAAGACCACGACAGGCAUAGGAAGUUUGCGCAACUUAUGAUAGAGGCAUGCAAAGUGACAGUAAAUAAGUACCUGGAGGAAAUGACGAGCUUUGUUGGAGAGCAGCAGACUUACCAAGAUAAACUACUAUCUGAAAUGGCCGGGUUUGCUGGUUGUGAAUUGAUAAGACGGGUGGUUGGAGCUGCACCAGUGGAAGACCUUCAUAGCCCUUACAGUAAACAGGAUGCCCUGGGGGCCGGGGUACGCCUACUCCUGGGCAGACAUAACAUUACAACAGUGGACAAACUCCUGGUCAUUGCUCUGAUGCUGGUGUAGCGUUAACUUGGAAAAUUAUUUCAUUUUUAUGUCAUUUCUAAAGACUUUGUUUUUAAAGAAGGACAGGAAAGUGGAAAAAUACCCGCCACCUUGAUUAUAAAAAUUGAACAGUUAUUUUUAAAAUUGAAAGAAAAUUGGUAAUGGUUCUAAAUAUUUAAAAAAUAUUUAUUUUAUCAAAGAAAAAUUGAAAGUUUAAAAAUUCCCCUCCCCUAUAUUUUCCACAAUUACUCUUCAAACUUUUCAACGCCAAUACGUGUUUUAAGGACAUACGCAACGUACCUUACCUACUGAUAAUUUUUCAAGAUAUUCUUAAUUUAAGAUUAUAGUGCCAUCAGAUGUUCAUAGGCAAAAAAUCAGCAUGCAUUACCAGGGGUUUUGAAAAGAUAUCAAUUGAUGAAAAUUCUUGUAUACUUCAAAGAAAAAUAUUCAAAAAUUACUAAACAUAUAUUCUAGAUAUUUUGUUUAUCUAAACUUGUUUUAGAAGAAAUGUACAACAGCAUAUAUAGGCAUUAAAAUGUAGCACACAGUUCCUUUAAGUAUUGGAACUCUUCAACUCCAGGGAAAAAGACAAUAAAGUUCAAACUACGUUGCGUAUGUCCUUAAUAAGUUAAUAAUUGGUUACACAAAACAUAUAACAGUAAUGGUCUAUAUAAGAUCCGGAGGAAGGUUAGGCUUAUCGACAUUCCAUGCAAGCAACUGUGUGUAUGUGUUUGUGUAUAAUAUAUUGUAAACUUUCAAAUAAGAGGCAUUAAGUAAAAUGAAUUUAUAUUUAC